GCGGCGGGGUGGGCGAAGAUGCCGCUGCCGGUUCAGGUGUUUAACUUGCAGCAGCCAGCCAGCUCUGUGUCAGGGUCGGGGGGUGCAGAGAGUCAGGACAGAAUGAGGGAUAGCCCGGCCCCCAGCGCGGCCGCCGCGUCCGUGACAGCGCUGUGCCCCGCGCCCCCCAGCAGUAGGGCAGACGUCUUCCUGCCGGGCACGGCCGGGGACUGCAGCCUGAGCGCCAGCCUGUCGGCCUGUACGCUGCUCUAUGAGGGGGCCGUGGAGCCCAUGCAGAUAGAUGUGGACCCCCAGGAGGACCCUCAGAACGCCCCUGAUGUCAGCUACGUGGUGGAAAACCCUACCCUGGACCUGGAGCAGUAUGCAGCCAGCUACAGUGGCCUGAUGCGCAUCGAGCGCCUGCAGUUCAUUGCAGACCACUGUCCCCCGCUGCGGGUGGAGGCCCUGAAGAUGGCCCUGUCCUUCGUGCAGAGGACCUUCAAUGUGGAUGUGUAUGAGGAGAUCCACCGGAAGCUCUCAGAGGCCACCAGGGACCUGCAGAGCACGCCGGACGCCAUCCCUGAGAGUGGCGUGGACCCCCCACCACUGGACACGGCCUGGGUGGAGGCCACUCGGAAGAAGGCCCUGCUGAAGCUGGAGAAGCUGGACACAGACUUGAAAAACUACAAGGGCAACUCCAUCAAGGAGAGCAUCAGGCGCGGCCACGAUGACCUAGGUGACCACUACCUCGACUGUGGGGACCUCAGCAACGCCCUCAAAUGUUACUCCCGGGCCCGGGACUACUGCACCAGCGCCAAGCACGUUAUCAACAUGUGCCUCAACGUCAUCAAGGUCAGCGUCUACCUGCAGAACUGGUCUCAUGUGCUGAGCUACGUCAGCAAGGCUGAGUCCACCCCUGAGAUCGCAGAGCAGCGUGGGGAGCGGGACAGCCAGACCCAGGCCAUCCUCACCAAGCUCAAGUGCGCCGCAGGGCUGGCUGAGCUGGCUGCUCGCAAGUACAAGCAGGCAGCCAAGUGCUUCCUGCUGGCCUCCUUUGACCACUGCGACUUCCCCGAGUUGCUGUCACCCAGCAACGUGGCUGUGUACGGUGGCCUGUGCGCCCUGGCCACCUUCGACCGACAGGAGCUGCAGCGCAAUGUCAUCUCUAGCAGCUCCUUCAAGCUGUUCUUGGAGCUGGAGCCCCAGAUCCGAGACAUCAUCUUCAAGUUCUAUGAGUCCAAGUACGCUUCCUGCCUGAAGAUGCUGGACGAGAUGAAGGACAACCUGCUCCUGGACAUGUACCUGGCCCCUCACGUCAGGACCCUAUACACCCAGAUUCGCAACCGUGCCCUCAUCCAGUAUUUCAGCCCCUACGUGUCGGCCGACAUGCGCAGGAUGGCCACGGCCUUCAACACCACGGUGGCGGCGCUGGAGGACGAGCUGACGCAGCUCAUCCUGGAGGGGCUCAUCAGCGCCCGCAUCGACUCCCACAGCAAGAUCCUGUAUGCCCGGGACGUGGACCAGCGCAGCACCACCUUCGAGAAGUCCCUGCUCAUGGGCAAGGAGUUCCAGCGGCGCGCCAAGGCCAUGAUCCUGCGGGCGGCUGUGCUGCGCAACCAGAUCCACGUCAAGUCCCCGCCCCGGGAAGGGAGCCAGGGCGAGCUGACGCCGGCCAACAGCCAGUCCCGCAUGAGCACCAACAUGUGAGGGGCCUCCCUCCGCCUCCGGGAAGACCCGCAUGCUCCACCCACAGCCCGCAGACUCGGACUCCUGGAGGGGCCCCUGCCGUGUGCCCAGGGCACAGGGGUCAGCCUGGAAGGAGAGGAGGGCCCCCUACUCUGGCAUCCUCCGGGGCUGCAGGCCGUUGUCUUAGUCCAUUAAAGAGCAGCCUGAGAACA
Artibeus jamaicensis (Jamaican fruit-eating bat) is the source of this 1877-nucleotide messenger RNA. RefSeq names its product G protein pathway suppressor 1 (gene GPS1). Gene Ontology annotation, cellular component: COP9 signalosome. The coding region runs from base 19 to 1686 and encodes 555 amino acids. The transcript has 14 exons. The record is from RefSeq and is a predicted model, not a curated record. NCBI's taxonomy places the organism in Eukaryota, Metazoa, Chordata, Mammalia, Chiroptera, Phyllostomidae.